Messenger RNA from Uloborus diversus, 554 nucleotides. Its product is annotated as 60S acidic ribosomal protein P1-like. The transcript is spliced from 4 exons. Gene Ontology annotation, cellular component: cytosolic large ribosomal subunit; ribosome. Lineage: Eukaryota; Metazoa; Arthropoda; Arachnida; Araneae; Uloboridae. Gene Ontology annotation, biological process: cytoplasmic translation; translational elongation. The record is from RefSeq and is a predicted model, not a curated record. Bases 167 to 499 code for a protein of 110 amino acids. Gene Ontology annotation, molecular function: ribonucleoprotein complex binding; protein kinase activator activity; structural constituent of ribosome.
CUUUCCUGCAUUUUCUUCAUUUCACGACACGUGGUCGUUACUUUCGGCUGUUCGGUGCGGUCCCUGUAGUUUUAAUUUUAAUUAAGAAAAGGUGCAUUGUCCCCUAAGUUGGGCUCAGGCAAAUAGCGACGUGCACUAUUUUUUUAAUUGCGUUAUCUAUCCAAAAAUGUUGUCUGUUGAUGAAUUGGCCUGCGUUUACAGCGCAUUGAUCUUACAAGAUGAUGAAAUUGCUAUAACACCAGAAAAGAUGUCUACAAUCCUUAAAGCUGCCAAUGUCGAUGUUGAGUCUUAUUGGCCAGGUCUUUUUGCUCGAGCACUAGAGGGAGUUGAUGUGAAACAGCUCAUCACCAAUGUAGGCUCAGGAGCUGCAGCUGCUCCAGCUGGUGGUGCCGCAGCUGAAGUUGCUGAGGAUGCAGGUGGUAAGGAGGCCAAAAAGGAAGAGAAACAGGAAGAGUCGGAAGAGGAAGAUGAUGACAUGGGAUUUGGUCUCUUUGAUUAAAGGAACCAAGCUGUACAUUUUCAGAAUAUGUUAAAUAAACAGCAUUUUUAAUACA